UACUCGAGCGGCCAUCAUGGAGGUAUCGACGUUGGACGUUUAUUUAAUGACAGAUAUUGUCAAAAGGGCGUUGUUUCGCUUUCUCGAUUUAUGGAAAUCCGAAAAUGGUAAAUUAAAAAAAUCCAAAUAUAUUCAUAUGGAUGUUAAAAUGUCGAAGGAACAUGGCGGACACUAUUCGAUCCAAUUGACCAACUAUGGAUACUGCGAUAAUAAUCAAUCAAAUAUUUUAAAUAUUUUACGAUACAUAUUUAACAAUUUAAUUUCAAUGAAAUGUUAUAAAAAUAUUCUCGCUAUGAUUUAUUUGAAAGACGAACAAAAUGAUUUCGAGAUAGUAUACGAUUUACAUUACCCGCCAAAGAAACCUUUGUGUCUCGUUAAAAAUGAAGAGAAGAAACAUAUCGAUUUGGUUUCCUGUAGAAAAUAUUUAUCGAUUAUAUUGUCGUACAAGCUGACGGCGAGCGACGUUGAGAAAUUCAAGGCCACCGUAUUGGAACUAAUCACUUCUCUUUGCCGAAUAAAUCCCACCGUUAAAGUAACAUACCGUAAAGAUAAAAAAAUGCUACACAAUAAUCACGUGCCUCUCGACGACGAGUAUAAGGCUUGCCAAAUAUUGAGCACCGCCGUGACGGAUAUAGUACGGCAAAGUUUGGACAGCGAAUUCAAAGAGAAGUCUUUUGCUUUGUUGAAAACGGAAAAUCCUGGACAGUUGAGAGAUUUGCUCAUGACCCAAUUGUUACCUUUAAUUCACGAGAAUUACAUCUUUUCUACCAAACAAGAGGAAGAGUAGACUGUUAACGAGUAUCAUUUCUUAUGAAUAACAAAGAAGUAAAUUAAUAUGUACCAAGAAUAUUAAGUAGUUUAAUGAUCUGAAUAAUGCAUCAUCCCCCGUGAAGAAAACGCGUCAGAAUACAGUCCGGUGCUGGUCGUUGUACUGACUCAUUACAUUCCUCGGAAGCGACAUUAGGAAGCCUCUAGACUAAUGGGUUAAAUGAAUUCAACGGGAGAACGAGAGAGAGAGAUAGAGUGAGAGAGAGAGAGAGAGAGAGAGAGAGAGAGAGAGAGAGAGAGUAAGAAGACUUCUGUACUUAACUUGGUCUCCCCAUUGUUUUCCUACGAGAAAUGCAAAUUUCCUAGGAAGAAGCAUCUAAACUCGGCUUUGAAUUUGAAGGACCCUUUUGUAGAAAGGUUAUCGACGUGCCGUUAUUACGAUAACAUAAUCGAGUGUUACGAAGUAUAGUCUUAUCGAAUGUUCCACCAAAGUUUCUCGGGUCUUCUUCGUCCCUUUUUCCUUCAAACAUUAUCUACGCUUCGAUCUAAUUGUUUGAGAUAAAUUACUACUCUUUUAUGAUUUCUCAUCGUUGAUCAUUCGACCCUGUUAUCAUCUUCGUCAAUCAUUCAUUUCCCAUACUAAUAAUUAACAUCUCCGUUGCAUCGAAAUAUUAUCCGAAAACGCGUAAUUUUUAAUUCAAAUAAAAAUUAUC
Messenger RNA from Polistes canadensis, 1481 nucleotides. RefSeq lists its product as uncharacterized. NCBI's taxonomy places the organism in Eukaryota, Metazoa, Arthropoda, Insecta, Hymenoptera, Vespidae. Bases 17 to 787 code for a protein of 256 amino acids. The record is from RefSeq and is a predicted model, not a curated record. The transcript has 5 exons.